Molecule: messenger RNA, 1120 nt
Organism: Empidonax traillii (willow flycatcher)
Lineage: Eukaryota; Metazoa; Chordata; Aves; Passeriformes; Tyrannidae
Product: butyrophilin subfamily 1 member A1-like
Exons: 3
Molecular function (GO): protein binding
Source: RefSeq, a predicted model, not a curated record
UUUCGGGAGCAGUUCUCGCCCUUUGUGCAUCGCUACAAGUGGGGCCAGGACCAGUACGGGGAGCAGAUGCUUCAGUACCAAGGGCGCACUGAGCUGCGGAAGGACGGCCUUGCCAAGGGCAGCGCGGACUUGAAGCUUUUCCAUGUCCGACCAUCUGACACAGGGACUUACACCUGCUUUGUUCGCCGUGGCUCAGAUUACGACAAGGCUAAGGUGGAGCUCAAGGUGACAGAUCCCUUUUUCGAAGAUACCCAUCCUUGGAGGACUGCCCUGGGCGUGGUCCUGGUUGCUGUCAUUGCUCUCCUUAUUAUGACUGUUUAUCUCUUUAGAAUUAAAGGGAACGUGGUUCUGGAUCCAGACAAAGCCCACUGUGAGCUUGUUGUGUCUGACAAUGGCAAAAGUGUGACACGAGGUGACCCACGAGAGGACAUCCCUGACACCUCCAACAGAUUUAACCUGCAGACCUGCGUUCUGGGCCGUGACGGCUUCACCUCUGGGAGACACUACUGGGAGGUUGAGGCGAAAAAGGAUACAGGAACAUGGGCUGUGGGGGUCUCUAGAGAAGAUGGGAAAAGGAAGAGUUAUUUUACUUUGAAACCAGAGGAAGGCAUCUGGGCAGUGGGGAAACAGGGAGAAUGGUUGAAAGCUUUCACCUCCCCUCAUCCUACUUCGUUUCCUGCAAUCCAGGCUCCCAGGUGGAUCAGGGUCUCUCUGGAUUAUGAAGAGGGACGGGUGUCAUUUUUCAGUGUUGAUAAGGGGAUUCACAUCUUUACAUUUUCACAGGCAUCAUUUGGGGGGAGAAAAGUCUACCCUUGUGUCUGGGUGGGUCAUGAGACAUGUCUGAAAAUAUGGCCCUGAUGAAGAGGAGGCAGUAAGAGAAGGUUCUCCAAGGGCAGAGAUCUCGUUACCUCUCUGGACCUCUCUUCCAUACUGCAUCUCUCUAAGAUCUUUCUCUGAGGCCAGACAGGCUGUUCUGGUUCCGGUGCAGAUCAGUGGGAGAGGCCAUGGCCAAGAUGAUACCACCUCACAUCAUUUCCAGGUGUGUGGAAAAGGAACUUUCUCUCUUGCUUCUGAGGGCAAGAGUUCCUUAAGUGUGGAGGCUGGAACCAUUGUUCCAUUG